AUGGCUCUGCGGCCUCCUGGGGAGGCCCUGCCCCAAGAUCAGGCGUGCUACCCGCCGGAGAAGCUGCACAACAGCCCCCCAGAACUGUCCGCCUACUACGCGCCCUUCCCACCCUACGGCUACUAUGCCAACGGCCUGGCAGCACCUGGGCACAGCUCGCAGUCCUUCCCGCACUUGGAGGCGCCUCCAAUUCUGCCCCCCUUCGCCUACCGCAACGCACCCCCUUUGCUGAACCCCGUCCUGGCGCUCCCGACGGAGCCCCUUUACGACCCGACCUGGUACAGCAAGCUGCCACCCUGCUAUCCGCUGCCCCAGCACCCGAGCGAGGUACCUCACUUUUCGGGGGGCUGCGAAAACUUGGGGCCACCCGGUGCCAGCAGCCAGGGUUAUGCAGCACCCGAAGCUUUCCAUGUUGCACCCCCGGCUCCUAUAGAAGCUCCCCAAGUCCCAGAAGGGAGGAAGACGGUCUCCCAGUCCUCUGGCUCUCCUGGUCAGCGGGCAGAGGAGGCCCCCAAAUUCCAGAACCCCGAAGGGAUGCCGGUCCAUCGUUAUCACUUCACGCAAGACGAUCUGCACUUGGUUCUCUAUGGGGUGGUCCCCAGCUCGGAUGUCUCUGAUCGCCUUCAUCAUGCCAUUUCUGGCCUCUUUGUACCCACCACCGGGAGCUCAGGUUCUGAGUCUUUGCCUCAAGCUCUGGAUAAAAAUUCUCUGCAAAUACCAGAAGGUCUCUGCCUGAGGCAGACGAAGUUUGGAGAAGUGCCACAUUUUGGUGUUUUCUGCACAAGUAUCAUGGCCAAAGGAGUCAGGUUUGGGCCUUUUCCGGGGAAAGUGGUCAAUGCCAAUGAAGUUAAAACCUAUGGAGACAAUUCUCUGAUGUGGGAGAUAUUUGAAAAUGGUCAACUGAGCCACUUCAUAGAUGGCAAAGGGGGUGCCGGCAACUGGAUGUCCUAUGUCAACUGUGCCCGAUUCCCCAAGGAGCAGAACCUCGUGGCGGUGCAGUGUCAAGGACAAAUUUACUAUGAAAGCUGCAAGGAGAUCUAUCAGAACCAGGAGCUCCUGGUGUGGUAUGGCGACUGCUACGAGAAGUUUCUAGACAUUCCCGUGAGCCUUCAGGUGAUGGAGCAGAAGAAGCAGGUGCCCGGGACCUCGGAAGAAUCUGCUGAAGGUUACAGAUGUGAGAGUUGUGGAAAAGUAUUUACUUACAAGUACUACCGAGAUAAGCACCUCAAGUACACUGCCUGUGUGGACCAGGGUGAUAGGAAGUUUCCCUGCUCUCUCUGCAGCCGCUCCUUUGAGAAACGAGACAGGCUCCGCAUCCAUAUCCUUCAUGUUCAUGAGAAGCAUCGGCCUCACAAGUGUUCUACAUGUGGAAAAUGUUUCUCUCAGUCUUCCAGCCUAAACAAACACAUGAGAGUCCACUCUGGAGACAGACCCUACCAGUGUGUAUAUUGUACAAAGAAAUUCACUGCCUCCAGUAUUCUCCGCACACAUAUCAGGCAGCACUCUGGGGAGAAGCCCUUCAAGUGCAAGUUCUGUGGUAAAUCUUUUGCAUCCCAUGCUGCCCAUGACAGCCAUGUCCGCCGCACUCACAAGGAGGAAGAACUCAGACCCUGUGGCAUCUGUGGAAAGACGUUUACAGAGCAAGAAGCAUUUUACUCUCACAUGAAGUCUCAUGAAGACUGCACAUCCUCUGAGAAAAUAAUCGACUACUGCAGAAUUGUAGAAUCUCUGUAUUUUGGAGGGGAAAUAAUACAACCCACCAUUCACCAGUUUUGUGAUGUAUCAGCUUCCAAGUGGAUACAACAGGUCUGCUCUUGUAUUGAAAAUAGAAAUUUAGAAGCUAAAACAGAAGAAGUUCUCACUCUUGGCUUUGUUCUCUGGAUCUGGGACAGUGUUACAAACAGUUCAGGGUCUCUUUUGAGGCAGGUCUAUAAGGAAGUUCUGCUACAGAAUGUCAAGAUGAGAGCUGGGCAGAGGAACCCUGAACUGUGA
This is a messenger RNA of Suncus etruscus (white-toothed pygmy shrew), 1992 nucleotides long. RefSeq names its product PR/SET domain 14 (gene PRDM14). Gene Ontology annotation, molecular function: protein binding; RNA polymerase II transcription regulatory region sequence-specific DNA binding. The transcript is spliced from 9 exons. Lineage: Eukaryota; Metazoa; Chordata; Mammalia; Eulipotyphla; Soricidae. Gene Ontology annotation, cellular component: nucleus. Gene Ontology annotation, biological process: regulation of transcription by RNA polymerase II. Bases 1 to 1992 code for a protein of 663 amino acids. The record is from RefSeq and is a predicted model, not a curated record.